UUUGUGUCGUCACCGCGUAGUUAGAACUGCCAGGAAGGAAAAGAUUUCUUCACUUAGUUACCAUGGUCUGUUCGAACGCAGCGGAGCCACUUUUAGUCCAGUUUUAGCGUCUUGUUUUGUCCGGUUUAGCGGUUUUGUUCGGAGCGGGAGCACCGGAGGACGGCAGGCGGAGGAAUAUGGGGAAAAAAGAAGAGGACGGGCCGGACUCCGGCUACGGUGAACCGGCUCAGUUUGACCCAACCUUUAAUGGACCCAUAAAGAAAAGAGGAUGCACGGAUAUAAUCUGCUGUAUUCUGUUCAUGGUCGUCAUCCUCGGCUACAUUGGCGUAGGAAUGUUAGCUUGGCUCUACGGAGAUCCCAGACAUGUCCUCUUUCCAAGGAAUUCAACCGGAUGGUUCUGUGGCAAUGGACCCAACAAAGACAAACCACACUUGUUCUACUUUGAUAUUCUGAAAUGUGCCUCAUCUGCGAACGUUCUGGUGGCGACUCUGAGCGGGUUGCAGUGCCCAACCACACAGAUUUGUGUAAAAGAAUGUCCUUCAACCUUCUGGGCUGUCAGCCCUCUGGAUUAUAUCCCUGGAAAAUUAGCAAAGGAUGUUUUUAACCAAAGUUUAUGCGUUCCAUCAUUAGACCUGCAAAAAACCAAUUUGAGUGUUUCGGAAAUUGUGAACAAAGAACUCUGUCCUUUCUUCAGCAUACCAACAACCUCAGCGUUGGGGAGAUGUUUCCCCGACAUCCAGAAACUGGGCUCAAUCCCCGACUCUUUCUCCAGCACCCCAGGUUUGCCGAGCUCGGUUAACGAGACGGCGAAACUCAUCAAGAACGGCACUGGCUCACGAGACAUAAUCAACAGCUUCAAUGUCAAAAACGUUGGCCUCCGGAUCUUUGAAGAUUUUGCAUCAUCCUGGCCGUGGAUUCUAGUUGGUUUGGUGAUAGCCAUGCUGGUCAGUCUGCUGUUCCUGCUGCUGCUGAGGUUCAUCGCUCCAGUGAUGAUCUGGCUGAUCAUUAUCGGACUCCUGGCAUCUGGCGCUUACGGAAUCUGGCACUGCUACUGGGAAUACGCUAACUACAAACAACAGUCCGCAAGCAUCACUAACGUCGGAUUCACCACAAACUUUCAGACUUAUCUGCAUGUCCAGGAGACCUGGCUGGCCAUUUUGAUAAUCCUCUGUGUGGUGGAAGCCAUCAUCCUCCUCACCCUCAUCUUCCUCAGAACCAGAAUCCUGAUAGCGAUCGCUCUCAUUCAGGAGUCCAGCAGAGCGAUUGGUCACAUGAUGUCUUCCCUGGCGUUCCCUCUGGUCACAUUUGCUCUGCUGCUGGUCUGCGUCUCCUACUGGGGCGCCACCGCAAUAUACUUGGCCACGUCAGGACAGCCCAUCUACAAGGUGGUGCCUUUAAAUCACUCGUACGGCGGCUGUACGAGCAUCACCGGCAACGUGACCUGUGACCCUCAGACUUUCAAUUCAUCAGAUUACCCAGAGUGCCCUACAGCCAGCUGCAUCUUCAUCAACUAUAACGAGGAAGGUCUCUUCCAGAAGAACAUGUUCAACCUGCAGAUUUACAACGCGAUCGCCUUCCUCUGGUGUGUGAACUUCGUCAUCGCCGUGGGGCAGUGCACGCUGGCCGGGGCCUUCGCCUCCUACUACUGGGCCUUCAGCAAGCCGGACGACAUCCCCAUGUUUCCAGUGGGCGCCAGCUUUAUGCGAACACUCAGGUACCAUGUUGGCUCCCUCGCCUUUGGUUCUUUAAUCCUGACGGUGGUUCAAGUCGUGAGGAUUAUACUGGAGUACAUCGACCACAAGACCAGAUCGGCACAAAACCCUUGUGCCCGUUUUGUACUGUGCUGCUUAAAAUGCUGCUUCUGGUGUCUGGAGAAGUUUAUAAAGUUCAUCAACAGGAACGCCUACAUCAUGAUUGCUAUUUAUGGGAAGAACUUCUGCGUCUCAGCGAAAAACGCUUUCAGUCUGCUCAUGAGAAAUAUCAUAAGGGUGGUGGUUCUCGAUAAAGUGACCGACGUUCUGCUGUUCUUUGGAAAACUGCUUGUGGUUGGAGGAGUAGGUGUUUUGUCGUUCUUUUUCUUCUCUGGACGGAUUAAGCUCCCAGGCGACACAUUUCGCUCUGAAACUCUCAACUACUACUGGAUGCCAAUUAUUACUGUGGUGUUUGGUAGCUACCUCAUAGCUCACGGUUUCUUCAGCGUGUACAACAUGUGUGUCGACACGCUCUUCCUCUGCUUCUUGGAGGAUCUGGAGCGUAACGAUGGAUCCCUGCAGAAGCCGUAUUUUAUGUCCACAAACCUCAUGAAGAUCCUCAAUAAAUCCAACAAACAGGCAAAAUGAGGAAGACUUCUCUCCUCUUCUUUUUCUCCUUUUAAUUAGCCUGAUGUGCUUUAUUCCACCUCCUAAAUACGUUUACCAAAGUUAAAAUGCUUUUAGCACCUUUUUAGUUUUUCAUAUUUGUGAAAUCCUAAUAUUUACUGUUUAAUUAUGUAUGUUAUUCCAUCUGAAGAUAGUUUCUAAUUUCCACGUUUCUUUCACUUAAAUGACCUGCUCCAUUGUUUUUACAUCAGUUUGCUCAGAUAAACAGCUUUUAAUGUAACAUUUAAAAUCACAUCAACUCCAUUGUUGUGAUUUUUAUUUAUAGAAAAGAAGGGGAUAGACAAAUGUUAAAUAUUAAAAAAUAUAUUUUAUACAAUGUACUGUAUUUUAUGCAUUCAAUUGUAAUAAGAAUUGUACAAUAAAAUUGUAAAUAAUG
Xiphophorus maculatus (southern platyfish) is the source of this 2754-nucleotide messenger RNA. RefSeq names its product solute carrier family 44 member 4 (gene slc44a4). The coding region runs from base 177 to 2339 and encodes 720 amino acids. The record is from RefSeq and is a predicted model, not a curated record. Gene Ontology annotation, biological process: thiamine pyrophosphate transmembrane transport; choline transport. Gene Ontology annotation, cellular component: plasma membrane. NCBI's taxonomy places the organism in Eukaryota, Metazoa, Chordata, Actinopteri, Cyprinodontiformes, Poeciliidae. Gene Ontology annotation, molecular function: thiamine pyrophosphate transmembrane transporter activity. The transcript is spliced from 23 exons.